AGGAAAACUAGAAUUUUUAAAGAUAUAAACGAUAACUACAAUUUUAUCAAAUAAUGUACUUUUAUUGUUUACGGAAAUGCUACACUAUGCUUUUCUUGAAAGCUGAAUAGGGAAUAAUUUAACGUUCAUGUAGAAAUUUUACAUAAACUAUGGGUCAAAUUGAAUGGGCGAUGUGGGCUAAUGAACAGGCUAUUGCCAGUUGUUUUGGUAGGCUAGUUAAUUUGACUGAAUCUAGCUUUUUAAGUACGGGAGGCCUAAUUACUAAUAAAACUUAAUAAUUAUAUUAUUAUUAAUUAUUAAUUUAUUAAUUAUAAUUUACUUGCACAGUGGGCUGUGAGCUUAAAAUUAAAAGUAAGUUCAAGUGUAAGCGGUAUCUAGCGAAACGUUCACAUCUUAUUGUCCUGUCUUUUGAUUCAAGCUUUAACAUACCUUGUUCUACUCUUUCAUUAAAAGGAUCUAACUUCUUUGGCACUCUUUGGUGGUCAAAGGUUGAAAUAGCUGAGUCUCAACAUUAUGUCAUGUUAAGCAGCAGAUGGGCUUAAUAAUUCAUGAGGAAACUGUCUAAUUUUGUCAACAAUGUAGUUACAUUACAUGUAAUUGGAAUGGAGGAUAGCAACUACGGUCAUAACAUUUACAUUUAGAGCACCGCUGUAACAAUACAUAUCAUUCAACUAUAUUUAAGUUGCCUAUGCCUAUACUAUAUGCUUGCACAUCAUUGUUGCUUAAAGAGCAACUGCUUCACCAGCAUAAAAACCCUACUGGGUAUCUGGAAAUUUUUUUGAAAGAAAUUUUGAGGACGGAAAGUUGAUUGACGGAAGUUUGUUUGAACGGAUCAGAAUUUGCAUCAAAUUUCUUUUUGAAUGCAUUAUUUUGUUUUACUAUAUAGUAUAGUGCGUUCAAAAAGAAAUUUGACGAAAAUUUGAUCGUGUGAACCGGAAAAAAAAUCGACCUAACUUCCGUUCGAUCAAACCUCAGUCGAUCAAUUUUCUGUCGACAAAAUUUCUCUCAAACAAAUUCCGGUAACCCUUCACCAGUGCAAGGUGGCAGCACAGGAGUUUUGUCCCUUUUUUGUACCGGUACCUCCAACAUUCCAGGAACUGCACCAACUUUGAUAUCUGAUAGCCAAAGAUAGCUGUGUGAUGUUCCUUUCAAUGCACAAUGAUUGUCAAAAUACAGUCAGUUUACUGCAAAAGGUUAACUAAUGUGCAGAAACAACAGUGAAUUAAUUACAAAUUUAAAGUUUAAGUUAAGUAUGUAUUCACAGGACCAUAAAUUGAGACUUCAUACAAUGCAAUAAAUAAUUAUUUUGUUAAUAGUUUCAGCUCUUGGAGGAAUUUUGGCAGUUGUUGGGCAGUUCAAAUUGUGGGGCAUUGGAGUUUACGCAAUGUAUCCUUACUAAAGUACAGUAAUUUAUAUUUGCUUAAUUUUCUUUGAAAUUUGUGUUAGUAAUAAUUACGACAAAAUAGUAUAGUAAAAUACUUUUUAUUUAAUGAAAAAUUAUUUGUGAUUUUUAUAAUGUAAACAAGUCAAAUAGUUAAUAAAAACAGAUUGUAAAACAAUGAGAACAUUUUAUUUUUAGCAUAUGAAUUACAUGGUGUUUCAGAUUGUUACCAGAUCUUCUCCCCUGCACCUCCCACUAUCUACCACUAGAUGAAAAGAUUGUACAGCUUUAAUCCCUUUAUGGAAAAACGUACUUCUGUUAAUUUGCAGUUUAUUUUAAACAAACAAAAAAGAUUUGUAGGUUUUUAGCUAUUUAUUAAAUGUUCGAAUCCCUGGUGCUAUACAGUAUUACUCUCUGGCUCAAAAUCUUUCUUCGAAGUCUUCCUUAACAUUAUUACAGAGUGAUAGCUGUUGUUACAUUAAUUUUGGAGUACCCUAGAGGAAAAAGACAAAAGGGUACAUCACACCCAAGGAAGUAAGUGUCAAUAUAGGUAGCAGGUGUUCAAAGUUAUAAUUUCCUUUAAAACAAUGCAAAUGAACUUAUUUUACUGUUCAUUAUCCUUUUCUUUGAAGAUUAAAUUUGAUUAUUUAGCAACCAUAGUUGUAAUUAAAUGAUCUAUCUUCUGCAAUUUAUUGGGGUUUCUGUCUUCUAAAUUAGUUGUGAUUAUAACAAAAUUAUAUUUUUUUUAUUAACAUUAGUGUCUUAUCAUCACAUCCUGAAUAGGGUUAAAAAAACUGCUAAAAAGGCUCUCAAAUUUAAUAUGUAUUUGAUUCAAAGCACUCUUUAAGGGCCUCUGCUGUAGAGAACUAUGAAAUUUAAAAAAAAAUUAUUUUAUUUUGCUUUGCACAACAAGUAGAUAGGCAAGCUCUCACAUCAAUAAUUCCUGUGUACUUAAAGUUGACUUCCAAGUUCUUUGAGCUAAGUUUUUCCAUUAUGUCCAACUUUGACUGCUGAUGAAGAUAUGUAACACUGCACCGCAUAAUGAUAAUAUUCACAUUUGUAAUGAUGACUGAACAUAGUUCAUGAUACAUCUAUUCCUCUUUAGAAAAUAACAAGUGAAGUCACUCAUACAUUCUAUCUCUCUUUACUAGGCAUGAGACAAGAUCUUGCUUCUGGUUAUUCGUUCCAUUACAAUAUGGCUACUUAAGCAGUUCCUCCCUCUCUAUACUAUAAAUAUAUGUAUGUAUCACUACACCUACAGGCAAUAGUGCUUUCCACUCAGCUGCAAAUGAACAUUAAAUAUCAUCACAUUACGGAAACUUUAUUUAGUUUGUUAUCUUUGAGGCUUUCCUCUACUCUGUUACGUUAUAUUUCAUGUCACAUCACUAGCUGAGAAUGAAAGAUAAUUAUAAAAACAUAAUUAUGUAACACCAACAAAUUUUCCAGUAUUAUUGAUCAUAAUUGAUGCAUAAAAAAAGUUUAAUGUUUAGAUUUCAGCACCCCCUCACAAGUGUUGUGAGUCAAGGAAGGCUACUCACCAGAAAUUAUUUUGUCAGAUUUGUCCUUUAUUUAAGGUGACUACAAAAUUAUCUAUUUUAAUUAUUAAAUAAGGCUACUCACCAGCAAUUAUUUUGACAGAUUUGUUCUUUAUUUAAGGUGAUUAUAAAAGUUUAUAUUUUAAUUACUCAAUAAAUUAAUAUGUUAAAAUAAGCAUUUGAAUGUAAUAUAAUCAGUUCUUCUUCUUCUUCUUCUAUAUCUUAAGGGCCCACGAUCAAUUUAUUGAUCAUUUUGGCUCCUAUGCAUGUAGAUGGGAUUUGCAAUGUUUCUGUUACUGGUGGUGAUGAGGAAAUUAUGCACUAGGGGUUUGAAGGCUUGAGGCAUCCUGAUUGUCUUGGGCAGGAAUGAGCAGCUCCUAUACUGGCUUCUUGCUGGUAUGAGCCUGAAUUGCCUGUCAUGGCCUCGUCGCUGUCUAUGGGGGAGAGGGACGAGUUUCUGUUUAAUACUGGAACAGUGAAUGACAUAAAUUACAAAUUACAAUUAGAUGAAGAUCACUUUUGUUAAUUUCUUCCAUUUUCCUUUUAAAUCAGUGUAGCAUAAUAAAUAAUGAAAUAUAUAUAACACAUUGAGCAUUACAUAACGAUAACAUUUUAAAAAACAUAUAUCUUCUAUAGCAUCAGUGUCCCUUGCUGUUUUAUGCUGCCAACAGUUCUUGGUGCUUUAUGCUAUAUGAUCACAAGCAUAAUAUACCUUGUGGUAUGUGUGGAAACAUUUUAAAAUACAUUUCUUACAAGAACUAAAGUUUUAAUGUAUUUGUUGUUGUAUACAUUCUUUAGAGUACCAGUAAUCAUGAUGCCCUUUGUGUGGUUCUCCUACCCUUUUAACUGAUUGUGUUUUAUAAAUAUUUAAAAUGUUAAAUUGAAUCAUUUGCUUUCAUUGAUUCAUUCUAUUGCUCCAUCAUCCAUGGCCCCAGAUUCCAGAUUGCUGAAGAUUUUAAACUGAAUUCUUAAUAUAAUUUCAUUGACCAACUGUUGCAAUUUUUUCAUAAGGCUGGUAUCAGAGGUGAAGAAUGGCUACCAAUUAUUCCUAACAAGGAAGAAGUUGGACCAAGGGUUAUUGAACAGCCUACAAGACCACCACCAAGACGACCGGACACUUCACAAUCAGGAAGCACAAUAAUUUCAGAAAGCAACAGAAAUAGAAUAUAACUGUCCCAAAUUUUCACAUUUUGUCAUUUGUACAUUAAAUUCAAAACGUUUGUUAUUUUUAAAUUGAAAUCAUAUUUCAGAAUGCACUUGUUGGAUAUGACCAAUAAUGUGAAAUUACUCUCUAAAAAGAUUUAUAGCAAAAAAGAAAUAUAUUUUAUUUUCAACUGUAGUUUUACCAUACGGGUACAAUGUAAUCAUGCAUAAAUUAAAUAAAUUUUUCUCCUAGUUCAGAAACAUUUGUUAGAUUUAAAUAUAUUGUGUUUUGAAGUUGUGGCUUUCUGGAUUUUGAUCAAAGAAUUUUAAAAAUAAAUUGCAAAACCAAUUUUUAUCUGAAAUUUUUCAUCUGUUUAUAAAGUUGAAUUUUAUCAAGUUUAACACUGAGAUGGUUUACGUAAUGUGUUUUCACUUAUUUUAAGCAUUUAGAUUUUUGGCCUUUGGCUCGACCAAGCAAGUAUCAGUUACUAGCUUUAUAGCCGUAUAAAAAUUAAUUAUUUCACAGGUUGGGGAGAACUUUUGAGAUUAGCUGGCUCUGGACUCUAUCCCAUCUAAUCAUGGAGAAUACUAUCAUCAAACACUGCCCACUCGCUAUCUAUUGUGUGUGGAAAUGCAUGGCAUGAGGAACUAGUUAAAGCCAUGUAAAUUUUUGUUUGCAUCUCUGGCAAUCAGUGUAUCUUUUUGAUGUCAUUAAUACAAAAAAUCUAUGUGCAAUAAUCUGCUAACUAGACAACACAGUAAACAACAGAUUUUCUUUGUUCAAAAUUGUUUUUAAAAACUUUUGAAUACAACUCACUUUUAAUUAAAAAUUCCUUGAUUUAGCUUGUAUUUAUUAAUUUUAAUUUUUGUCACCCGCAUCAUCACUAUUAAUGAAUUCCAUUUUGUUAGCUUCUUGAUUGCUUUUCAAUGUUCAUUAAUACAAUAUUGUACUAUAUUUAUGUCAUUCUUAAAGAAAAUAUAAGAAAUUUUAUGGAGAUUAAGCAUAUAAAAAUGUUCCUUACAUUUAUUAUAUCCCCCUUCAUUUUUUGUGUCUGUUAAAUCUUCCCCCUUGCCUUUACUGGUACCCAGUAUACAUAUGUUCAUGCCCUAAGUUGUAAUAAUUAAAGUGGUAUUUAUUAUUAGGUACAUAGAAGGCCCAUUAUUGACUGUGAUUGUCAUUAAGGGAUUUCUGUACUGAUGGGAAAUUUUAAAUGCUUUUCUACCUGUGGUUUAUUAUCUCUGGUGGCUAGAGUUUGAAGAGUUAUUAUACAUGAGCUUAUUUUAUGUGCAUAUUUGCAAACAAUUUAGUUAAUGUUUUAAAGAACUCCAUUAUGCUUGCCUUUUUUAAAAAAAUGCACAUGGAUGGUGUUGAUUUUAUAAAAUGUGAAAAUAUAUAUUUCAUCCCCAACUCAAAUCUUCUUGAUGCCACUUUUAAUGUGUAUUGUGCCUUAUAGUAAGUUAUAUAAACAAAAAUGUUAAAAUGUAUAUAAAGUCAUUCC
This is a messenger RNA of Lymnaea stagnalis (great pond snail), 5558 nucleotides long. Lineage: Eukaryota; Metazoa; Mollusca; Gastropoda; Lymnaeidae. The record is from the annotation of a GenBank genome assembly.